AUGGCUGGUACAGAAGUUGCUGAGACUGUUGUGGUGUUCAAGCGCCCACCAUGGCUGAAGCAUCCUAACAAGUGGGGACAGAACUGUGACCAUGACUGUGAGGACGCUGUCAAUACCUAUAUUCACCUGUAGCUCUCUGCCUCCUAUGUGUACUUAUCUAUGGCCUUCUACUUCAACUGUGAUGACGUGGGCCAAGGGAACUUGAAGCAUUUCUUCUUGAACAAGUCACAAGACUGCAAGGCCAGUGCCGAGAUGUUCAUGUUCAUACAGAAUCAGGGUGGAGGCUGCACGUUCCUUUGUGACAUCUCAGGACCAGACCGCGACAGUUGGCAUGGGGGCAUCCAGGCUAUGGAGUACACCUUCCACAUGGAGAUGAUCAUCAAUCAGAGCCUGCUGAACAUGCAUGCAUUGGUCAAGGGAAGAAGCAAUGCAGACCUCUGCUACUUCCUGGAGCAAUGCUGUCUGAAACAGCAGGUCCAAGUUCUGAAGGAGGUGAGAAGCUAUCUGACCAAUUUGUGGCGCAUGGGGGCCCCAGAGAACCACGUGGCUGAGUACCUCUUGGAAAAGCUCAGCCUGUCCUAA
This is a messenger RNA of Alexandromys fortis (reed vole), 582 nucleotides long. Its product is annotated as ferritin heavy polypeptide-like 17. The record is from RefSeq and is a predicted model, not a curated record. The transcript has 2 exons. Gene Ontology annotation, cellular component: cytoplasm. NCBI's taxonomy places the organism in Eukaryota, Metazoa, Chordata, Mammalia, Rodentia, Cricetidae. Gene Ontology annotation, molecular function: ferric iron binding; ferrous iron binding. Gene Ontology annotation, biological process: iron ion transport; intracellular iron ion homeostasis.